UUAUUCAUUCAGACACCAGACAUUCAUUCAUUCAGAGUUUCACACACAGAAAACGAGUCACCGAUUCACCGAUUCAACACAGCAAUGGGGAAAGAUACAGCCACCGAUCAAACCUCCGCCAUGAAAGAAGCCUUUACACUCUUCGACACCGACGGCGACGGCAAGAUCGCCCCAUCGGAGCUCGGAAUCCUCAUGCGUUCACUCGGCGGAAACCCUACGCAAGCGCAGUUGAAAUCCAUCAUCUCCGAAGAAAAACUCACAUCUCCGUUUGACUUUAAACGUUUCACUGAGCUCAUGAACAAGCACCUGAAACCGGAGCCCUUUGAUCGACAGCUUCGUGACGCCUUCAAGGUUAUUGAUAAGGACGGAACCGGAUACGUCGUCGUUGCGGAUCUUAAACAUAUUUUGACGAGUAUUGGGGAGAAGCUUGAGCCUGCGGAGUUUGAUGAGUGGAUCCGAGAGAUUGAUGUUGGAUCCGAUGGGAAGAUUAAGUAUGAGGAGUUUAUUGCCAGAAUGGUUGCCAAAUGAUUUGUUGGAGGUGCAGAUGGGCUGCCGGCCUGGGUCCCACUUCUUCUGCUUCUUUAGUUGCAAUGUUUUCUUGUGGCAUUUUUUUUUUCACUCCAGAAUUGGAGUAUUCUGCUUGCUAGUUUUUGAUAAAUUGUACUUAAGGUUCGCUCAAGAAACCUGAAGUUCCUGUGCUUUGUUUUUUUCGCCUUUCAAAAAGGCUGCUUGUGAAUAGGUUUAUUUCAAACGUUGUAGUGUAAAACAUUUGGUUUCUGUCAAUUGAUUUCCUUUUAAUCAAUUUAA
Helianthus annuus (common sunflower) is the source of this 807-nucleotide messenger RNA. Its product is annotated as probable calcium-binding protein CML13. Bases 85 to 528 code for a protein of 147 amino acids. The transcript has 2 exons. Gene Ontology annotation, molecular function: calcium ion binding. The record is from RefSeq and is a predicted model, not a curated record. NCBI's taxonomy places the organism in Eukaryota, Viridiplantae, Streptophyta, Magnoliopsida, Asterales, Asteraceae. Gene Ontology annotation, cellular component: myosin II complex.